This is a messenger RNA of Canariomyces notabilis, 2580 nucleotides long. Its product is annotated as sure-like protein. Gene Ontology annotation, molecular function: hydrolase activity. Gene Ontology annotation, biological process: protein modification process. NCBI's taxonomy places the organism in Eukaryota, Fungi, Ascomycota, Sordariomycetes, Sordariales, Chaetomiaceae. The record is from RefSeq and is a predicted model, not a curated record. The transcript is spliced from 3 exons. Bases 1 to 2580 code for a protein of 859 amino acids. Gene Ontology annotation, cellular component: P-body.
AUGCACAUCCUGGUGGUCAAUGACGAUGGACCGCCCUCGCCGCACUCAUCACCCUAUGUUCACUCGCUCGUGCGUGAGCUACAGGCCCACGGCCAUGUCGUUUCCGUUUGCCUCCCGCACACGCAGCGCUCGUGGAUCGGCAAGGCACACAUGAUCGGCCAGACGGUCAAGCCCAUCUACUACCGGCCGCCGCCGCCCUCGGCACCCGCCGCGGGGCUCACGCAACCAAACGGCCCAUCAUCCGCCCAAGGAGGGAUGGACGCCGCGCAUGGAACGACCCACUCGCGGCCCAGCACCCGCCCGGGAACGGAGGAGUGGAUCCUGGUGGAUGGCACACCCGCAUCAUGCGUGCAGAUCGGCCUGUACCACUUCUUCCAGGACCGCGGGCCCGUCGACCUGGUCGUCAGCGGGCCCAACUACGGCCGCAACACGACGGCCGUCUUUGCCCUCAGCAGCGGCACCCUCGGAGGCGCACUCGAGGCCGCUGUGUGUAAGCGCCGCGCCAUUGCGCUGAGCUACGCCUUCUUUUCGCGCAACCAUGACCCCGUCAUCAUCGCCAAGGCCACGCGGCAGAGUGUGAGGGUUAUUGAAGCACUCGCGAGGGAUUGGCCGACGGAUGGGAGUGUGGAUUUGUAUAGCGUCAAUGUGCCGCUGCUGGAGGGGCUCGAGGAGGGGAAAGUGUUGUAUACGGGCAUGUUGCAGAACUAUUGGAUGGCGGGGAGCUGUUUUACCGAGGUGGAUGGGAGUGUGGACGGCGAGGAGGAGGAUGAGGAGCGGAUUAGAGAGGCUGAGGGGAGUGACAUGGAAGAGGCGCAAGGGGAUGGGAAGGCGAAAGCGGCGUGUCAUACGCAUAAACACUUCAAGUGGUCGCCGAGGUUCACGGACGUGUACCAGAGCGUGGACGAGGCCCCCCCGGGGAAUGAUGGGUGGGCGGUCAAGGAGGGACAUACGAGCGUCACGCCGCUCAAGGCCAACUUCUUUCAGACUGCUACGCACCUGCACGGUCAAGAGUUGCAAUUGGGUCCCUCUAGAAGCUCGACAUUUGGAGAGGUGUCACAAUCAGCGACUGCAGAGACGGGCACUUCAGAGGCUAAGGCCCAGGAGCUCACGAUCCGUGGAAAGGCAUCCCGGCCCACAUACGCCUUGGUGGACUACGAUGACGAAUAUGUCCAGCCUCUGAUAAUUUCGGCCAUGAAGUCUCUCCUGCCGCCCGAAAGCUACGUCCUCCUCGAGCCGCCAGCAACCUGGUCUUCAUCCACUCCGGAGAUUGCCCUGGCAGACAUCAUACCCGAGCCUGCCGCCAAGAUUCUCCAGAUUAUGCCUUACGAGAGCAUCGACUUUGACUACGCCGCCAGCCACGAUGGUACGUGUCUAGUCAACAGCUACAUGAUUCGUAAGGCCCUCAUCCGGAAGCAUUUUCUCUCGGCAACCGUGGACAACUGGGUGGCGAAGCACCCCGAAUCCGUGCUCAAGUCGCACGUAAAACGGAGCGAAGCAUUCGAGGUGGAUUAUGCCGAAUUCCUGGACGACGCCCUGGUUGAGGCGUGGGACCUGCGGGAGAGCAUGGAGAAGAAUGCCUCCUCCGCAACAUCCGGCGGAUGUGACGCCGAGAACGUGGCGGAGCAAAGGAGUGGUACAACCGCCGCAGCUAAUGAGGAGACGCAGUGGUGGAUCCUCAAGCCCAGCAUGAGUGACCGCGGCCAGGGGAUCCGGCUGUUUAGCACCAUGGAGCAGCUGCAGGAGAUCUUUGACGGCUGGGAGCCUGAGAGUGAAGACGAGGAGGAGGAGAAGGACGACGAUGACGACCAGAAUCACAGUCACAGUGGCGGAAAUGACAGCAGCAAAGACGACAGAGACGGUAUCACCACUUCCCACCUCCGCCACUUCGUCGCCCAGCCCUACAUCCACCCACCUCUCCUAAUCCCGUCGCUGGGCAACCGCAAGUUCCACAUCCGCGUCUACGCCCUCGCAGUCGGCAGUCUGCGGGUCUACGUCUACCGCGACAUGCUCGCGCUGUUCGCAGCAAAGCCUUACCAGCCACCCGGGUCAUCACCACAGGACAUUGACCUGGACGCCCACCUGACGAACACGUGUCUCCAAACCCAAUCGGCGAAUACCACCACCUCCACUAACGACAACAACAACGGCAAUAACAACAGCCUAGUCUACCGUUUCCGCGACCUGCCCCUGUCCCCAGAGACCAUCGCGUCGGUGACAGAACAGAUCUGCGCCGUCACAGGCGAGCUGUUCGAGGCGGCCGUGCGCGGCAUGAUGGUGCACUUCCAGCCCCAGCCGCACGCAUUCGAGGUGUUUGGCCUCGACUUUCUGGUCGACGCAGCCGGCACGGCCUGGCUGCUUGAGGUGAAUGCCUUUCCGGAUUUCAAGCAGACAGGGCCCGGGUUGACCGGGGUUGUGGCUGGGUUUUGGAGGGGAGUGGUGAAUAGGGCUGUUAAGGGGUUUGUUCUUGGUGGUUCUGGAGAGAAUCAUCAAGAAGGGGCUGGGGGUGAGGGUGGAGGUGAGGAUGAAGAUGAUGGGAUGGUCCUGGUGAGGGAUGUUGAUUUGGGCAGGAGACGGGGUUAG